AUGGCAGACCAACACUUAAUGGUGGCCAAAAUCGUGGCCAUUGUGGUGCUCCUGCUGGUCACCCUGGUCUUCUGCUUCAUUCCCUACCUCCUGGAUCGAUUCUACAAGUGGACGAAAAGUCCGGAGAACAAUGCCAGGGAGUUCAAGGUGGUGCUGUGCCUGCUCAACUUCGGCGGUGGGGUUCUAAUAGCCACCACCUUCAUCCACAUGCUGCCAGAGGUGGUCGAGGUGGUGAGUGCUCUUCAGGAUUGUCGGAUGCUAGUGCCCACUCCGUUCGGCCUUCCGGAGGUCCUGCUCUGUACCGGCUUCUAUUUGAUGUAUUGCAUCGAGGAAACCAUGCACUUUGUGGUGCGAAGACGGCAACAAAGGAAGCUCCGGGAGGUGGAGACAAUCAAGGAGUCGGACGUGGAGGUGGUAGUCCAAUCUGAAGAAGCACUAAAAGAGCCCAACUGGCUUCGCGGCCUGGGCAUCAUCGUGGCACUCUCCUUGCACGAACUCUUUGGCGGAAUGGCCAUCGGCUUGGAGAUGAGUGUGAGCACGGUGUGGUUCAUGACCGGAGCCAUCGCUGUCCACAAACUCGUGCUGGCCUUCUGCAUCGGCAUGGAGAUCAUGAUGGCCCACACCCGGUGGCUACUUGCCGUCGUUUACCUCCUGAUCUUCUCGAUAGUAACCCCCAUUGGCGUGGGCAUUGGCAUUGCGGUCAGCGAAUCUGCGACGGCAAAUCAACCGAGCACGGUCUCCGGAAUCCUGCAGGGACUCGCUUGCGGCACUCUGAUCUACGUGGUCUUCUUCGAAAUAGUGGCCAAAAACCAUGCCGGCUUAAGGGUCCUUCUCUCAUCGAUAGUGGGAUUUGUCCUGAUGUUUGGUCUCCAGAUAGCCAUUGGAGAAGCAAAAGGCAAGAGCCAUUUCACGUGCCCCUAGGGGAUAUGGGAAUAUUUAUAAGGGUUUUGAAUUUAAC
This is a messenger RNA of Drosophila rhopaloa, 958 nucleotides long. RefSeq names its product zinc transporter ZIP1 (gene Zip42C.2). Gene Ontology annotation, biological process: zinc ion transmembrane transport. The coding region runs from base 1 to 921 and encodes 306 amino acids. The transcript is spliced from 2 exons. The record is from RefSeq and is a predicted model, not a curated record. Gene Ontology annotation, molecular function: zinc ion transmembrane transporter activity. Gene Ontology annotation, cellular component: plasma membrane. NCBI's taxonomy places the organism in Eukaryota, Metazoa, Arthropoda, Insecta, Diptera, Drosophilidae.